AUGAGCCUGCCGUCUUCGCUCUUACAAACGCUGCGUAUCACAUCCUCCCGGUUGCCAAUUUCAGCUGGAAGAAAUGGCGCAGCAAAGCUGUCAAUGUUGCAUGGUGCCCGAAGAGCAACCAGUUGGAAGAGAUCUAUUCAUUCAAGUCAGACGGGCGGGCUGAGGGAGAAAGACUCAGCAGGUGGCAAGGAACAAGCUCCACACCGCCAUAGGCAUCACAAACCAGAACCAGACAUGGAAGAAGCGGAUUCGUUUGCUAAGGAGUUCGACUCUCGUAUUCCUUCCAACAAGGCCAAGCCUGCACUCAGCGACGCAUACCAGCAUAGCGGAGUAGACGCAAAGCACCCUAAACGGCCAUCACGGGAAGAACUGAGCGAGGAAGAAAGGCAUAAGAUGGAUGAACGGGAGGAGGACGUGAAGCGGCAUAAUUACGAUAUGGAGCAACGGCACGGCCGAGCAUAUAGUCAAAUCACGCAGGAAGGGGAAGUGGAAACGAUAGAUGAGAUGGAAGAGGCGCGGUUCAAGGGCGAGGAAUAG
Messenger RNA from Microsporum canis CBS 113480, 537 nucleotides. RefSeq lists its product as hypothetical. The coding region runs from base 1 to 537 and encodes 178 amino acids. NCBI's taxonomy places the organism in Eukaryota, Fungi, Ascomycota, Eurotiomycetes, Onygenales, Arthrodermataceae. The transcript is spliced from 2 exons. The record is from RefSeq and is a predicted model, not a curated record.